ACAACUUCUCGAAUGUAUGUAUGUUUGCUCAAACACUUCAACUCGUCCUGGCACAAUCCAUGAGCUACAGAGACGCUCUGGCAGACGCAGGCAAUUCGAUCAACAUCUGAUGAUUACUUACUGAAGCUCUUUGCGACAUGGCUGAUUUAGCAGACGCCGCCAUGCUGGAGGCUGCCAAUUCGGCCUCUGCUGGUGAGCAUCAUGGAUCGUCAGGGCAGGACACCGACAAUAAAUUCCAGAAGGCGAUAUCAGCAUGGCGAAGUAGGCAUUCAUAUCCUGAGAGGCUGUCAUCUGCUAAUUACAACAAGACAUCAAUCUCACAACGAUGAUUCCAUCCCUGGACAAUACCGCAUCGGAGAUUGUGCAGUACCAACGAGAUUCGACUGUGCAGCGGAAAGACCUGGCACAGAAAACGAAAGACUUCAGGAAAUUGGACGACAGUGCCAAGCUCGGAGAGAUCAAAGGGCUGUUGAAAGCAUACCAAACCUUCAUCGACCUGCUCACGAAUCAUUCCAAAUCAACCAACUCUGCAUUCCUGCAAGUCUACUCCUCACUUUCCGAAGCACCCGAUCCAUAUCCACUUCUAGAGGCAUCGGUCGACUCCCUACUUCUGUCCGAAGAUACGCUCCCAAAAGUCACACAGGAGAAUGAGCAUCUACAAAAGAGUGUCAGCAAGCUUACAUCACAACUGGAAGAUACGGAAUCGCGACUGGAAGCCGAAAGAGCAACACGAAAGGGAAUUGAGGAGGGUUUGGAGACAAAAGUUAAGGAGGUCGAGACUUCAUGGGCAGCCGUGCUGGAAGAGAAGAAAGAUAACUGGGAAGCCAAAGAAAAACUUCUCGAAGAGAAAGUGGAGAACCAAGACCGACUUUUGAACGAGAUUAAGGCCAGUUAUGAAGUUACGCAGCGUCUGGGACAGUCUGAGUCGGAAAAUGAAGGCGGCAGGGGAAAUGUUACCAGUGCGGAAUUGGAAAUGGUCAACUCGGACCUCGAGCGAACGAGUGUGCGAUUGGCAGAAGUUGAAGCCCGGAACGAACAAUUAAGAAUCGAGCUCGCGCAAUCAGCAUCUCAAGUACCUAGUCAACCAGCCUUGAACCUAGAAGAUGACCCAUCUUUCAUGAGAAUAAGAUCUGAGAACUCGUCCCUUUUGCGGAAGCUUGAUGCUGCACGGGUUGAGCGGGACUCUAGAAAGCGAGAAUUGGAUGGGAGACUACGGACUCUUGAACGGGAAAUUGCAAUGCUGAAGGAAGAGCGUGAUACUCUGCUCACCAAAGUAAAGAAAUGGAGCGACUAUGAAGACGUCAAACAGGAGCUGGAAGUGUUGAAGAGCAUUGAAUUUUCAACAGGAGAUGAUGAUGACCCAGAUGUUGCUGAUGCAACACCUGUGUCCCAGGCUGGAGCAGAGAACGGUGCCAAAGGGAAAGGGGACACAUUAGAGCAGCUUCUGCUUGCUCGAAACAAAAAACUCAGUGACGAAUUGACUAUUCUCAGAGUUUCACACCAAGACCUCCAGGGCCGGCUCCAGUCAAUGCAGGAGGAAUUGUCUAAGACAAACACCGAACUUGAGAGAGCUCAACAUCUGAACUCUACCCUGGAGAACGACCUAGCAAAUGUUCAUGAGUCUGCAAAUGCUUAUCCGUCUGGGGCAUCAGUUGCUGGAACAUACGCAAGCAGAUAUCCCCAGUCAUCAGCAAAUUUCGGUCGUAAAGGCAAAGUAUCGCCCACCUCGUCGAUUAUCUCCGGAUUCGAUCCAAGAUCAGCAUCAUUGGGCACAACUUCUCUUGAGGCUUUGAGAUCUGGAGAACCAGUCGGCGGUGGGUCCGGCAUUUUACCAAUGAUCACAGCACAGCGUGAUCGAUUCAAGAAAAGAAACACUCAACUUGAAAAUGAGCUUUCAGAGAGCCAUCGCACAGUUUCGUCUUUGCGACAGGAAGUAGCAUCCUUGCAGAAGGACAAUCUAAAUCUGUACGAGAAGACACGAUAUGUCUCUACAUACAACAGAGCCGGGCCGACAGCUUCCUCCGCUUCUUCGUAUUCUACGAAUCCCAACCCUUCAACGAUUCAAAUGUCCAAUUCAACGUCGUCUGGACUUGCACUGGAUCGCUAUCGCUCAGCCUACGAAUCGAACAUUUCUCCAUUUGCCGCAUUUCGAGGAAGAGAGUCAGCUCGAGCGUAUAAGCGCAUGAGCCUUCCAGAGCGCAUAGUUUUUUCGAUUACAAGAAUGGUUUUGGCUACCAGGACGAGUCGCAACCUGUUUGCGGGGUACUGCGUGGCAUUGCAUCUCGUUGUGUUCCUUUCCCUAUACUGGCUGGGUACAGGGGAUGCCGGGAGCAAUUUAGGAGCAGUCGCUGCCGCUGGAGCGGGACCAGUUCUUGCAAGUCCCGGGGAGGACUUGACAACACACGGCGAAUGGAAACAGGCAGGGUUCAGCGACAAGUCAUCGUGAGAAUGCGAGAGGAAUGUAUUAUUUGUGACAAUCAAUAGCGGCCAAGGCCAGUUUCUGAUCCGUUCCUAGAUUCCCGCACAUGAGAUGCUUGUUUGAUUGUUCCAUCAAUGGUUCCUGGGGAAGGCUCAAUUUUUCAGCGUGGGGUAAUUUGACCUGUGGUCGAAAUUGCGCAGACCUAAACCAGUACAGAUGGGCCACUACGUUCAGGGACAAUUGAAUCUUGCAUGAUUACAGUAGACCAUGCGGUGACCAUGAGCCUGGUGUUAUUUUUUUUCACUGACCGAAGCCAUGUGGAGUGGAGACAAGCGACCAGGAAUUGGCCAAGUCUCGAGUCUUGUCAUAUUUGACUUCAGCGGCAUAGCGAGGCUUCAAGCCCAGGCGCCACGAUUCCAGAUUUUUUUCAUCGGGAUUCUCUUCCUAGACUUCCAAACGCUUUCGAGAAGCUCUUUCAAUUGCUUGCAUAAUAAUAGCCACAAAAAGCGAUUCCCGCCAGAGGAUCCUCAUCGACUCCACUGGCCGCCGCAGAAGCCGACCCGCAAUUUCAGACGAUCAUUUCUCGGAUAGAACAAACAUCUGCCCCCAUUGGCCAGUUCAGAUAAGGUUGGCGGGGAGCCGCACGCCACGGUCCAAAAAUACUUUCUCUAAGCGCUGGCGAUCUGUCAGCUAUGAAUAGCUUCUUCUGUUCAAGAUUGCCUGCCAUCCAAUACUUUCUACCGCGCCAACACUCCCACGCUCGACGAGAAAUCAAUCGCGGCUAUGGACCUCUUGGAGGCGUCAAAAUAUUGGGAGGACAGCCAAGGUCUUCAUUCCAUCCCAGGUUCACUCUAGCGGAUUCGGGAGCGUCACUGCAAGAAAUACGUGGAGGUCUUGGUAUGAACUCCGCGGUUGAAGGGUUCCAGGAUACACGAUAUCUAAACGCUGUUCUACCAGGACCAGCUACAGUAUGAAGCAAAGCAAGCUGCCAAUGGAAAUUGUGCUUUUAGUGGACUGCUCUAAUGUGCUCCAGUAUGCAGCAUAUGCAUCCACCCGGCCUCACAAAUGUUAUGUUUUAGUGUUCGGAGAACAUGGCCAGGAAAUGCGGGUGGAAGCAUCCCAUAAUUCUUACUCCACACGGCCGCUAUCAGUCAAACCCUAUUCUAAGACGCACAGAGGAUCAUACACCUAUGCUAUUUCAGAGGCAGGAUUAGGCUGAAGUGAUGUGAUCGCUGCAGCGUUUAGAAGCUCUGACAACAAGUUCAGUUGAAUUCAGCAUAGGGACCUCUGCUGAAGGGGGCGGCGAUCUACGAACAGCGUUUGAUGCUCUGGGCAGCGCUGCAAGGAGAGGACUUCGAGACGCGAAGUGUUUCCUGGGAGAAGAACCCCCAAGUGCCCCAAGGUGCCCCAAGCCAUAAGUUAGGCUUUCCAUUUCGACGAAGGGGAGAGGGGGGCCAGGCUGCCCUCUGCCCUCCCUAUUUGUCCAGCAAGCGGUCUGGUUGUCAGCGACCGAGCGUCAAAUGUCUCUCGGUUAGCGCAGCUCCGCUCCCGCCUCCUCCUGGCAGCGCCCGCUCUCACGAUAGGCUGGGGUCGCAUCCUCGCUUCUCGCCCGCAGGGGACUUAUUGCGAAUCAGCGUCUGCGAUGGAACCACCCCGUUUUAGAAUACAUGGUUACCGCUGCCCAGGAUUAUUUGCAGCGCGAUGUACUCGUAGUGUGGUCGGCCAAACCCAACCCAACCCAACCCUCUGCAUUCUAAAACUGGAACUGGGCAAGAAAUUGCACAUACUCAUGGCCUGUAUAAGACCGUUCGCAGAUCCAGCCAGGUAAGGAGCCUGAUUCUCAUAUCA
Cadophora gregata is the source of this 4267-nucleotide messenger RNA. RefSeq lists its product as uncharacterized. The coding region runs from base 326 to 2446 and encodes 706 amino acids. The transcript is spliced from 2 exons. Gene Ontology annotation, biological process: intra-Golgi vesicle-mediated transport. Gene Ontology annotation, cellular component: Golgi membrane. Lineage: Eukaryota; Fungi; Ascomycota; Leotiomycetes; Helotiales; Ploettnerulaceae. The record is from RefSeq and is a predicted model, not a curated record.